GGCAACUCUACAGUCGCUAGAAGUCCCUUCUCACAUACGCGUAGCCUAAGACUAAGACAAGAAUGGAAGUCAAAUGAGGCAUCUUUAAUUAUCAAGGCAAUUAAAGUCGAGUAGCUAGCAAAACGUCCUACAAGGGAACCCAUUUUUAUUCCAGAAGCGAGGUUAUGGUGGGAAAGAUUUCGCCUGUUUUACUCCUGGUUUUAACGCUAUAACUGCUUAGCCGCUUUAACUCUAGCUACACAGGUUCUUCUAAUCUUACAAUUAGUCACAUAAAAUAAAUAGACUAGCAGACUACAAACUAGUGUCAGCUUUGGCCAGUUUUGCCAAAAAUCCUAUGUGGAAGAGUGUCUGUACUGUAUGAGCCCAGGGAUAAAUAAGUAAAUAAAACAAGACACAUAAAUACGCUAUCGCGUAGCAUAGUGAUAUAUGUGAUGGUAGGGUAUUGAUUUUCAGUGUGUUAAGUUUAUAACUACAGAUUAGUAUACUGCUUUCAGAAAAACAACUAGCUUAGCAUUUAGAUGCAGUGGUUUUAAAAGUUGCCAACCGCCAGUUUUUCCCCUUCUCUUUUUAAACAUGCUCUUUGAGGUAUCAACAAAGAACCCUUUUAGCCGUAACCUGAGUUCUUGAAUCGCCACGUCAGGCAAGCAUAGCUACACAACCGUGUAGCUUUUAUCUCACAUUUCGUUUGCAGCAAAUGCAUAUUUACAUAUGAAUUGUACGUGAACACAUAAAUGCGCGUUAAACAGGCGAAUCUUGUGAGCUGUUAUCGUAAAGCGAUAAAAAAAAAAACCAUUUACAUCCGCUCUCGCCAAACAAGGAUAUACUGGUUUGUUGGCUGAAUAUCACUCCGAACUUAACCUAUUUGGCUCGUUGGAUUUCAGCAGAAUUAAAUCAACACUUAAUUCGGCUAUCAUACGUGGGUUUGUGGAUAUUUCUUUGUGAAGGCGAGGGAGACGACGAUAGUAACCUUUCAUGGAAAUGACUGUUUCAAGGAAAUUAUCCCUAUAGGGUGAGACGUGUAUAACUUCUAACACCAACAAGCAUCAAGGUCCGUGGCUCAAACGAUGUCAUUGAAUUGUAAUGAAGACUCUGGUCCUGAAGAUUUUUCUCGCCGCUUUCACCUGCAUUCUUUUGACUCUCGCUCUGUGCUUUCUAAAUCUUCCGCAACCGAUACAGGAUUUCAGUGAACUUACAGCUAGAGAGAAUAAAAAAGUUACCAUUCUUGUCUGGUGGCUGCCUUUUGGGAGGUAUCGGGAAAUGCCAGACUGUGCCGCUAGUUAUGGAAUCCAUGAGUGUUUAGUAACUAUUGACCGUGAUGCUUACUCACAAGCCAACGCGGUAAUCAUUCAUCACAAGGAGAUCAUGGGCAAUCUUAGCGGGCUGCCACUCAGCCCUCGGCCACAGAGGCAGAAGUGGAUAUGGAUGAACUUUGAGUCGCCCACCCACACCUCAGGUUUGGAGGAGCUGGAAGGAAUCUUUAACUGGACCAUGACUUAUAAGGUAGGGUCUGACAUUUUUAUGCCAUAUGGAUACCUACGACCACGGAAAGCCGCAAGGUCCUCAACUGUGCUUUUGCCACACAAAAAAAGGUUGGUGGCCUGGGUUAUCAGCAAUUGGAACGAGGACCAUGCCCGUGUGAUCCUUUACUGGAGGCUGAGGAGGUAUAUUCCGAUUGACGUGUAUGGCCGUAAUGCCAUAGAGUUGGUGAACAACAGUGUGGUGCAGACUGUUUCGCAGUACAAGUUCUACCUGGCCUUUGAGAACUCACAGCACCCAGACUACAUCACAGAGAAACUGUGGCGGAACGCCUUGGGGUCAAGUGCUGUGCCCGUGGUCCUGGGGCCCCCUCGGAGCAACUAUGAGAGGUUUCUCCCCGCUGACGCCUUCAUCCACGUGGAUGACUUCCACAGUCCCAAGAUGUUGGCUGCAUACCUGAGGUUCCUGGCCAAAACUCCCCAGUUAUACAGACGUUACUUCAACUGGAAAAGGGACUACACAGUCCAUGUCACCUCCUUCUGGAAUGAACACUUCUGUGCUGCCUGUAAAGCAGUGUGGGCUGGCAAGCACCAGAUUAAAACAGUAUCUGAUCUCAAGUUAUGGUACGACACCUAAAUUUGUGGGAGUCACUAUUUGCAUUGCUUAUUGCAGGUAUAUGAAGAAAAAAAAAUUAUAUUUAUUGUAAUAUUGUAUAGUUUUAUUUAUUAUCUUCGGAAAAGUUGAUAUAUUUUAAACUAACAAUAAAAAUUGACUCACUGAUUCUGUAAGCAGUGUUAAUUCAGUUUAGCUGAAAUCAAAUCAAGGGCACUUAAAUCACAGCCACAACAAACAUAUUGGUAUCAUCUGGUCUAAGUCACAUGAAGGUUUACCUGUUAAAAUUAUGUUGAUUCAUUGUGUGAAUGAGAGCAGAAUAGUUAGUUGUGUGUUAAUUGACAUGAUGACUUACUUACUGAUCAGUGGACUGUAGACUCUCGAAAUGAUGCAGUGUUUCUAUUCAUGUUGUAAUGUCUCCGAGCAAGGGCUUUUAAAGUUCAUCCUGAUUCAAAAUGAAAGUAGACACUUGUUGCAAAUAAUUCUUACUGAGUUGUCAGAGAAUGUUGAUAAGUAGAUGUAAACCACACCUCUCCAUCCACCCCACUGUUCAUGAGUAGAACUUUCUCUUUUGUUCUUUGGCUGUGCAGAUCUGGCUAUGAAGUCAAAAGUAUAACUCAAAUUUCUGAAAGUUUACUUUGAAAAAAUAUUCUUCCAUCCUUUUUCAUUUGCAUUAUUCUUUUUCUGUGGAAUUAUAUUUUUGACACUGAUUUUAUGUGGAAGUUGGAUUAGAGGAGUAAGGUGUGUCUAUGCCAUCUAUGCUUGUGUGACAUCAUUGGCUUGUGCCAGCCUAUGGUGUAAUUUUCAUCAGAAAUUCAAUUAAGUAGUCAGUUAUAAGUUCCUCACAUUACAAAAUUCCUGUAGAAUUAGUGACAGUUUUGACUUCUUAUCUGACAUUCCUGUCAUUGUAGAUGAAAUUACUCAACACUGCCAUGUCACAGAAGGAGGUUAAUGAACUACCUAAGUAUUAAGUUAAUGUGCAAUAUGAUUUGCCUCUUUGUGUGAUAACACUUUGCCCAAUUGAGGCCAGUAAACUGAAAACAUGCAAUAGCUAACAAAGACUACGUGUUCUCAGUGUGAGGGGUUGUUUGUGGAAAGAGGUGCAAAUGAAUAACUCUUGGUCCCUGCCAUUAAUUUGCAGAUUUGCAGCCAGCCCACAUGCCUUUAGUAGCUAUGGAGUUAUUAAAUGGUAAAUGGACUGCAUUUAUAUAGUGUUUUUAUCCAAUGCGCUUUACAAUUG
Messenger RNA from Conger conger (European conger), 3328 nucleotides. RefSeq names its product alpha-(1,3)-fucosyltransferase 4-like. Gene Ontology annotation, molecular function: alpha-(1->3)-fucosyltransferase activity. The transcript has a single exon. The record is from RefSeq and is a predicted model, not a curated record. Gene Ontology annotation, cellular component: membrane. Lineage: Eukaryota; Metazoa; Chordata; Actinopteri; Anguilliformes; Congridae. The coding region runs from base 1081 to 2112 and encodes 343 amino acids.